This is a messenger RNA of Saccostrea cuccullata (small rock oyster), 828 nucleotides long. RefSeq lists its product as uncharacterized. The transcript has a single exon. The record is from RefSeq and is a predicted model, not a curated record. Lineage: Eukaryota; Metazoa; Mollusca; Bivalvia; Ostreida; Ostreidae. Bases 8 to 556 code for a protein of 182 amino acids.
GAUCGAGAUGGCAUCGUGCGGCCGCUGGACGGUGCUGCUCUUGGUGGUUGUCAUAGAAACAGUUGACCUCUUCUGUGAUUGGUUGUUCUACACACAGGUCAAAGACAGCAGUGAAUCUUACAUUAAAAACCACGCCUACCUCCACUGGGUGAUAUUCGGAGUGGCUAUUCUAGGGACCUUGACCUUUGUGUUUGAGGUCAUCAAUCUCGCCGUAGAACUCUUCAGGAAAGAAAAGAAAUCUUGUUUAAUGGCGGACACGGUUUCUAUGUUAUCUACGUGGGUUGAGGAUGUUCCUCAGAUUGCGGUGGCGUUGGCGAUCGCCGCUAAUUCUAAGAGUGUGGUUCACUGGAUCCAGUACGUCAAGGCCGGGUGGGCGGUGCUAGAGGUCGCUGUCCGCGCCCUGGGUCAGUGUAUCUACUGCUGUAGGAUUUCCGACAGACCUCAUCGCUCCACGGACUUUUUCGUCUCGCUCUGCAAGUUCCUGGCGCAGAUUGUCGUUCUUGGAUGUUCUGUUGGAAUACUUCUGUGUCUAUUACAGGAAAAUCAAGGAAAUUGAAAAAUAUUUAUGUUUAAUUAUUUAUUAUCUUAUCAUCUAGCUGUUUCAACUUGUUAAGCCUCACUGCUUCCAAUUAUUCUAUUGGAGACAUAUACAUUUUAUAUGCUAUAAAUAAUAUAUAUUAUUACAGAACUAUUAGCUGGGGAAAUGUGAUAUAUUUUUUUCCCGGUGGAAGUACUUUCUCUUUGUCUUUGAUUACAAAAAAUAUUUUUCAUUUGUGGCGACACAAGUUAUUUUGAACAUUAAAGUUGCGUUUUUAUGUUAUUUAUCAU